Molecule: messenger RNA, 324 nt
Organism: Vanderwaltozyma polyspora DSM 70294
Lineage: Eukaryota; Fungi; Ascomycota; Saccharomycetes; Saccharomycetales; Saccharomycetaceae
Product: Tkp4 protein
Exons: 1
Coding region: 1-324 (107 amino acids)
Source: RefSeq, a predicted model, not a curated record
AUGUAUCGAUUUCUCAAAUAUAUAAAAGGAACAAAUUUUCAGUUCCGAUAUAUAAAACUAUUUAUGUUAUAUAGACUACUCUGUUACAAGAGGAUGAGCGAGUUACCACUCACUGACCUCAGUAAUAGGUCAAAAUGUCUAUUUAACGUAUGUCUACUUACAUUGAAGUUUAAAGCUUAUACCAUUCUGACAAAUAAAUAUAUAAUAAUAAAUUGGAUUAUAUAUUGUCAUCGCGGCAAUUGUCAAUCAUUGCGUCAUGACAAUAUCCUGUGUACCUACAACUAUAUUACCUAUAUUUUAGGUCACAACAAACUUAAAAUGUAA